GGGAAAAUUGUGUCUGCCGAUCUUGUAUGGGAAAAACACGUGGUUCCUGUUUUACGUUGAUAAAGACGUAUUACGAUUGUUUGAAGUUACUGGGACAUAAUUACUGCGUCGCUACUGAGAAUUCUCCGGACAUGUGAGGAAAAGAAGGUGUGAGAAUCUGGGUCAGCAUGCGGUUGGCUGAGGAUUCUGGCCAGGAUGAGACUGUCCGUGCAUCUGCUGGCCUGCUGUGUCUCCUUUCUGCUGGGAUUCAUCCUCUUCUGCCUCUAUGGCGGUUUUGGUAACCCUGGACAGUCCUAUUUCAGGCUUCCUCCAGCGACGAGAUAUACCCUUAACGAGGAAGAUAAACCAGGUUACGGCGAUGUUGGAAUAUUACAGAAAUUAGGCGUUGAAUUUUUAAAAGACUUUAAGAAUCCUUGUUGGUAUGAAUAUGUGGAGGAGGAGAAGCAGGUGAACUUUUAUCAAGAAAUUAUCAAGUCUUCGUCGCGGCUUAGAUACGUCACAAGGAAGAACUCGGGCACAGUCUUGCGAUGUCUGCCGUACUUCUUCCUGGUGGGGCAGCCCAAGUGCGGAACCACCGACAUCUUUCAGCGAAUUAAUUCCCACCCCGAUGUCAUCCAGCCAGCUCUGAAGGGGCCGCACUGGUGGACGCGGAGGAGAUAUGGACAACCCUCCUCGGACAGGCCGGUCUCCUUCAUGGAGUAUUUGGCUCUCUUCAACUACGCAGCGACCAAGAUUGAGGAGCAGUGGGUGCUUUCCGGCAACAGGCAGUUUCACGAGAGGAUCACCGGCGAUGGAAGCACGUCGACCUUGUGGGACAGCAGCCAAACCAUGACCUAUUUAUACUCCGUGUUAGACGAGAGUGAUGUGGACGAGUUGGUCAUGGACUAUGUGGCGAAAAGAAAUGGCUCGUUGAAAAUGGCGGGUAGUAAUGGCGUAUUAAAUAAUGGUUUCAUUAAAGGAAGGACGAAGAGGGAUCAGUUUGAUUGCUGUUAUGGUGGUUCUAACGAUGCGGAUUUUAAUGCGAGAGUAGAGAAGGUGACAUAUAGUCAGAACUAUAGUAUUCAGCCUGGAGCAGUGUUGCCAAUCACGGUGGCCGAUGUUAUACAUUCGGUUAUACCAAACUCAAGAAUCAUAGCAGUAAUAAGGGAGCCGGUGUCAAGGUUGUAUUCCAGUUACCUGUUCUUCAAUCUGAGGUCAGCGGUCUCACCUGAGAGAUUUGACCUCUUAGUCAAGAGCUCCCUUGAAAUGUGGGAAAACUGCACAACAGAAUACUCAGUGAGAACUUGUGCCUACAAUAAAACAUUGCAAAACGCUAUGGGUGUUCGUUUGUAUAAUGGGUUGUAUAGUGUGUUUUUGUGCGACUGGCUGAAGGUGUUUCCUCGAGAACAGGUGCUAGUUGUCAGAAUGGAGGAUUACCAUCAAAAUAUGGUCUCUUCCUUAGCUACAAUCUACAGUCAUCUUGGCCUAAGACCUCUAACAGAUGACGAAAAAGAGGUAGUCAACACAGCACCAAUACACAAUAAAAGCAAGAGGAAAAAGACUGUAGGCAAGAUGCUCAACUCCACUGCUGACAUUCUGCGAGAGUUUUACAGGAAGUUUAACUCGGAUUUAGCCAACCUCUUAGGAGACUCCAGAUUCACUUGGGAGGACACUUAUGCUAUGUGGUAGUCUUGUUUUUAUAUUCACUCUUGCAAGAAAAGGUUGUACUUUUUUCCCCAUGGUAUUGCAUUAAUAAACAAAUACUUGGUAUAAUUUUAAGCCAGUUUCAUCUUUUUUUAAAGUUUACCAUAUAAAUUUUAUUUGUCAUAAUUUUAGUAUAUUUGAAUUUUAUUAAUAUUGUUUUUAUAGUUAUCAUCAUUCCUUUGAUUAUAUUAUUAAUCAUAAACAUCUGAGUUUGUACAAGAAAUGCAAUCUGAAAGAUCUUUAGAAAAUUUUAUUCCACCACAUAUGUGAAGCAGAGUGGAUAUAUUCUGCAUUGCCUUGUGAUAUACUUCAUAUUGAAGUUAUAUAUUCAUUAAAUGACUAAUACAGAAAUCUUUGUUGUGCAAAGUCCAUGGACUGUACUGGUUUUAUCUUCUGCAUAUUGGACAAUGAUUGUCUUGAAAAGUAUCAGAAAUGCAUCUGUGGAGGCCAUAUUUCAAUAAUGAAUAAUAAAUGCGCUUUGGUCUGUUGUAUCAUUUUAACAUAAAUGUUUUUUGGAACUCUGUAUGAUCAAAAUACUAAUUUGAAAUAAUCCAUUUUAUUGAUCUAUUUAAAACUCCUCACCAUAAUGUAUGUCAUAUUAACAAAUACAGUAAUAAAAGAAAAAAAGAUGGAAAUAAAUCUUUGCAAACAUGAA
Penaeus monodon (black tiger shrimp) is the source of this 2338-nucleotide messenger RNA. Its product is annotated as carbohydrate sulfotransferase 15-like. Gene Ontology annotation, molecular function: N-acetylgalactosamine 4-sulfate 6-O-sulfotransferase activity. The record is from RefSeq and is a predicted model, not a curated record. Lineage: Eukaryota; Metazoa; Arthropoda; Malacostraca; Decapoda; Penaeidae. Gene Ontology annotation, biological process: hexose biosynthetic process.